GGUGACGCCGCGGCUGGGCCGGAAGGAGCGCGGCGGCGGCCUCGGCGGCGGCGACGGCGCUAUCGGCGGCUGCCUGUGGUGACUGGAAGCCGCGGCGACAGCGGCCGCCGAGCCCGCCUCGUGAGGGGACGAGCCGAGUGGCGAAUCCUUUGGAACAGAUAGUCGCCAUGUUUAGAUAUUAGCAAGUGCGUAUGUUUUUGUCUGCAUUCGAAAAUGGCAGAGGGAAACAACAAUGAAGAGGUAAUUCACUUGAACAACUUUCACUGCCACCGGGGACAAGGCUGGAUCAGUCUCAGAGAUGGACCCAUCACCAUAUCUGACUCCUCUGAUGAGGAAGGGGUUCCAAUGCUGGUCACCCCAGCUCCUCAGCAACACGAUGAAGAGGACCUGGAUGAUGAUGUCAUCCUGACGGAAACAAGUAAACCUCAGACAUCACGACCCAAUCUCAUCAAACCAGCUGCCCAGUGGCAAGAUCUCAAAAGAUUGGGAGAAGAAAGGCCUAAAAAGUCUAGAGCAGCCUUUGAAUCAGAUAAAAACGGCUAUUUUUCAGUGUGUAACAGCUCAUUGUUUGAUUCUGGGGCACAGGAUGAUUCUGAGGAUGACUACAGUGAAUUUCUGGAUCUUGGGCCUCCUGGAGUUUCGGAAUUCAUCAAGCCAAGUGGCCAAACAGAGAGAGAGCCCAAGCCUGGACCAAGUCAUAAUCAAGCAGCAAAUGACGUUGUCAACCCCAGAUCAGAGCAGAAAAUCAUUAUCUUGGAAGAAGGUAGCCUUCUUUUUCCAGAAAGCGAUCCUUUGGACACUCAGAACCAGUCAUCUGAAGACUCAGAGCUGUCAUCAAACCUCGGAGAAGCGACUUCUGUCCUCGAUGAUCAGGCCAUCGAAGAAGACUGCUGGUUAGACCAUCCUUACUUCCAGUCCCUGAACCAGCAGCCCCAUGAGAUAACAAACCAGGUUGUUCCUCAGGAGCGGCAGCCUGAAGCAGAGCUGCGCCCGUUGUUGUAUCAGCAUGAGCCUCCAGGGCCAGCUUUUCCAAGGCCGGCUUUUCCAAGACCAGAACCCCAGCAGGAUGGGAUUCCAGGCCCUUCUUCUCCUCAGCCUGCCCAUCCUCUAGGCGAGCUCGAAGACCAGCAGUUAGCAAUAGAUGAUGAAGAGCCAGGUCCAGCCUUUCCACUGCGAGGAUCUCAGGAACCCAAUUUGGAAAACCUUUGGGGGCAAGAAGCUACUGAAGUAGAUCAAGAACUUGUUGCACUAUUAGUGAAAGAAACAGAAGCAAGAUUUCCAGAUGUAGCAAAUGGGUAUAUUGAGGAAAUAAUUCAUUUGAAGAAUUAUUAUGAUUUGAAUGUACUUUGUAAUUUCCUUCUGGAAAAUCCAGAUUAUCCAAAGAGAGAAGAUAGAGUCAUUAUCAACCCCAGUAGCAGCCUGCUUGCCAGCCAAGAUGAGACAAAGUUGCCUAAAAUAGACUUUUUUGACUACUCUAAAUUGGCUCCUCUUGACCAGCGCUGCUUCAUCCAAGCUGCUGACCUCCUGAUGGCCGACUUCAAGAUGCUCAGCAGUCAGGACAUCAAGUGGGCCCUGCAUGAGCUCAAAGGACACUAUGCAAUCACCCGAAAGGCCUUUUCUGAUGCCAUUAAAAAAUGGCAGGAGCUGUCGCCAGAAACCAGUGGAAAAAGAAAGAAGAGAAAAGAAAUGAAUCAGUAUUCUUACAUAGACUUCAAAUUUGAACAAGGUGACAUAAAAAUAGAGAAGAGGAUGUUCUUUCUGGAAAAUAAGCGGCGACAUUGUAGGUCCUAUGACCGGCGUGCCCUCCUCCCAGCUGUGCAACAAGAGCAGGAAUUCUAUGAGCAGAAAAUCAAGGAGAUGGCAGAGCAUGAAGACUUUUUGCUUGCCCUGCAGAUGAAUGAAGAACAAUAUCAAAAGGAUGGCCAGCUGAUCGAGUGCCGCUGCUGCUAUGGGGAAUUUCCAUUCGAGGAGCUGACACAGUGUGCAGAUGCUCACUUGUUUUGCAAGGAGUGUCUCAUCAGAUAUGCCCAAGAGGCAGUCUUUGGAUCUGGAAAGUCAGAGCUCAGCUGCAUGGAAGGCAGCUGUACAUGUUCAUUCCCAACCAGCGAGCUGGAGAAGGUGCUUCCCCAGACCAUCUUGUAUAAAUACUAUGAGCGAAAAGCCGAAGAAGAAGUUGCUGCAGCCUAUGCUGAUGAGCUUGUCAGGUGCCCCUCCUGUAGCUUUCCUGCUCUGUUGGACAGUGAUGUGAAGAGGUUCAGUUGUCCCAAUCCUCGCUGCCGAAAGGAAACCUGUAGGAAGUGUCAGGGACUGUGGAAAGAACACAAUGGCCUUACCUGUGAAGAGCUGGCUGAAAAAGAUGACAUCAAGUACCGAACGUCUAUUGAAGAAAAAAUGACUGCUGCUCGCAUUAGAAAAUGCCACAAGUGUGGGACUGGCCUCAUCAAAUCCGAGGGGUGCAACCGCAUGUCUUGCCGCUGUGGUGCCCAGAUGUGCUACCUCUGUCGAGUGUCUAUCAAUGGAUAUGACCAUUUCUGCCAGCAUCCUCGCUCACCUGGAGCACCUUGCCAGGAGUGUUCAAGAUGCUCUCUCUGGACCGACCCCACUGAAGAUGAUGAGAAGCUGAUUGAGGAAAUCCAGAAGGAGGCCGAAGAGGAACAGAAAAGAAAGAAUGGAGAGAACACCUUCAAACGCAUCGGGCCUCCCUUGGAGAAGCCUCCAGAGAAAGUCCAGAGGAUGGAAGCUCUGCCGAGGCCCGUCCCGCAGAACCUGCACCAGCCGCCCAUCCCACACCCCUAUGCCUUCGUGCACCCACCCUUCCCGCUACCGCCUGUCCGGCCUAUGUUCAACAACUUUCCCCUCAACAUGGGCCCCAUCCCUGCGCCCUACGUGCCCCCUCUGCCCAACGUGCGCAUCAACUACGACUUUGCCGCCGUCCACGUACCGCUGGAGCACAACCUGCCUAUGCACUUCGGCCCGCAGCCGCGGCAUCGCUUCUGAUAGCCGGGGGCGCUGGCGCAGCCCUCAGCCUGUGCCCUUCACCCCCGAGGCUGCUGGCCCUGCCCUGCCUUCAGAGCGCGGUGAUGGACGUGGCCCUCAGGAGGACAGGCGGGCUUUCUUCCUGCUCCUUCCUGGGAAGGGCCACUGCCCCUUGAAGAGUGGCCAGCAGGCCAGUGCCCUCUGGGUGCCUGUACCAGGAUUGGUCUGGCACUCACUGGGCCAGAGAUAAGAAGGCAGCCAAACCCUCUUCCUGAAGAAUUCUGCCAUACUAGCAGCCAGUGCAGGGGGCCUGGCCACAAGGUGGCUCGUCUCUGCUAUGUGGCUCACGUCCCUGCAGAGACCUCCCUCCUUCCCUCCCCUCCCGCCGGCAGACGACAGAAGUCUCCCAGUUAAAACCUGCUGCCGGCCUUCCUCCCUGCAGCCCUCGGACCCCUAAUAAAGCCGAAGUCCCUACGCGCUUCGGAAAUUGGUGAGAGGUCUGAGCCCUGCAGAGCGGCCCCGGGGCUGCUGCCACCCGCCGCCCCUGAGGCCCACCAGAGGGAGGCGCGCCCUGCUGCUCCGAGCCAGGGCCGUGUCUGUAGUUGAGGGGUUUCGGGCCCUGUUGUCCCUCUCUGGGGGGCCAGCCCCUCAAAGGCUCAAGGUUGAUCCAUGCGAAGAGGUGACAGCCAUGUCCAUGGGCCUGGGAGCGUCGCUCAGGGUGGGAAGGCUGCAAGGCCAUGUCCCCCAAGUCCAGAACCCCAGGCCACCACCGUGGUGACCGCUCAGGGGUCUCCUCUUCCCUCUUGGCCCACUCAGAUGAGACCGCAGAGAGUUCUGUUUUUAGUUUAUCUAAAACGUUUGCUGUUUACUCACUUCAAACUUACCAGUUUUCCAUGGCCUACUAGAGUUUCUCUCUCUCAGUCUCUGGAAGGUCAAAGAAGUGUCUUACCCCAUGCCGCGCAGCUGAUGAGGGCAGGGUGGUCCUGAAACGGGCCAGACAAAAACUGCUUUUCCCGUGGCUCUGACUGGCCUGGGGGCUCCCGCAGGCAGCCGAUUGUCGUGAGCCUUCUUUGCACCAACCAGCUGCUGACCAGCUUCUCCCCUGAGGUUUGGUGGAGGCAGUGGGUUCCCUAGGGGACCAGGGGGCGCAGAUGGCGCUCAGCGGCACCCUCCCCCCCGAGGAGCUGCACUGCCGGCUGUUCUGCAGGCCCGACGCUGCCCUGUCCUGCAGGCGACCCGCUCUGGGGCUGCUGGGGGCCCUGUGUGUCCCUCACCCUUGCCUGCCCGGCACCAGCGGGCUUUGGAGCUGCGCCUGAGGCCUCGCCCUGGCCCUAGCCCGCCGCUCUGUGCUCCUCACCCUCCAGCCCGCGCGCAGAGCCCAGUCUGACACCGGUCGCCAACACUGUCCUGCCCUCCCGCAGCAGGAGGCCUGCCCCUCCAGGCUGCCCACUGCUGUGGGGACCUCACCCUGGCACCAAGCAUCACCACGCAUGGUCGCCCGCUGCCAUCAGCUGCUUAGAUGUAUUUUGAGGAUGGAAAUGGGAAAAUCUAAACUGCCCAUUCUUGCUGCCUUCAUUCUGAGUGAGGUCCUUGCAGGCAGGUUGUCAUCUGGGCACAGCGUGGGGCCCCCGGGAGAGGCCAGCACCAAAUGUCCCUGCCGGGAGCCUCUCCCUGUUGGGCUGCCGGGUCCUCACUGCUGGCCUCUACAGCAGUCUUGGGGUUACCCUGCAGGGCACAGUGACAGGAUUUCUUUACCUUAAAAGCAUGUUCCCUGCUUCCCCAAGAGAGGGUCUCUGAGAGCAGCAAACCACUAGCAGUUGUCCCACCAGAGGGAGAAGGUGACCCCAGGUGCUGCCCACCUGCCCCAGGGCACAUGGGACCCUCCUUGACCUCCUGAGCCAAUUCAUCAUCCACCCAAGGAAGCAGGUUCCGCCUCUGCCCUGUGGCCAGGGUCUGCGGCUCCACCAAGGGCCUGGGGCAGCUGUAAGGACAGACCCUGAGGGGGCGGCGUGCCCACACCGAGUCCCCUAGGGCCCAGCUUUCAAAGGUCCCCCUGGCAUGGUAGGGAGGAGACCAGAGUGAUGGUUCCCCUGAAUGCCCGAGCGAGGACUUGUCCUCUGGGGCGAGUUCUGGCUGUUUGUAGCCCCACACAGCUGCUGGGGAGCCACUCUGGCCUUUCUGAACCAGGGGCCUGAUUUCUAAGGUUGCCCCUGAGCCGGACUGCAGGGUGGCUCACAGGUCUGUCGUGGAAGGUUAUUGCCGCGAGUUCUGCCCCUAGCGCCAGUCCCUGUGCAUCUGUGAGAUGACCCUCCAGGCACCUCAGUGACCCUGAGGUGGGACCCGGACUGCGGGCUACUGGAGAAGCUGUCUGUGCCAGUGACGCCCAUGGAGGUCUGCCCCUGUCUGGGGGGCGCACAGGCGUCCAGGGGCAGCCUAGCCCCUCCCCUUCCCAGGGCCGCAGCGCUUGCUCCCCCACCCCAAGCGAGAGGCUGCACCCCGACGGUCUCGUUCUACUUGCCUUAAAACUGGAGAGAGGAAUCUAGUAUUUGCACUUAGAAAGAGAUUUAAAAACUUUAAAAAAUGCAUGACGUGUCGCUUUGUAUAAAAUAGCAAAAUGAUUAUUAAGUUUUUUUCUUUAGCUUCUGUUAGUAAAAAUACAGAAAAUAAUUCCGUUUAAACUACUGUGUGUAAAAAGCCUGUAUCAUAUGUAAGUGGGACUUUUUGUAAAUAAAUGUUGGUGCGCUCUG
Equus quagga is the source of this 5723-nucleotide messenger RNA. RefSeq names its product ring finger protein 216 (gene RNF216). Lineage: Eukaryota; Metazoa; Chordata; Mammalia; Perissodactyla; Equidae. Gene Ontology annotation, molecular function: zinc ion binding. The record is from RefSeq and is a predicted model, not a curated record. The coding region runs from base 214 to 2997 and encodes 927 amino acids. The transcript is spliced from 17 exons.